Molecule: messenger RNA, 752 nt
Organism: Sipha flava (yellow sugarcane aphid)
Lineage: Eukaryota; Metazoa; Arthropoda; Insecta; Hemiptera; Aphididae
Product: protein phosphatase inhibitor 2-like
Exons: 4
Coding region: 131-637 (168 amino acids)
Biological process (GO): regulation of signal transduction
Molecular function (GO): protein phosphatase inhibitor activity
Source: RefSeq, a predicted model, not a curated record
UAAAAUUAAGUGAUAAUAAUUUCAAACAAAUUUAUUAAACAUUACUAAGCCCGGACAGUGCAUUAUAGAAGUAACUAUUUAAGUCCUUCGAUAAAAACCAACUUUUGUUUAAAUAUCAAAUCGAAUUCAAAUGGCAUCUACAUCGACUACAUCGAGUUCGUUUGUUACCGAAGAUCCCACUGAAAAUUUGAAAAAAGAACCGUCCAAAGGCAUACUAAAGCCUUCUGUCAGCUAUGAGGAAAAAGAUAAAAAGAAGUUGAAGUCUGCUAAAUGGGAUGAAAUGAACAUACUUAAGACUUUACAUCCACCAGAUAAAGAUUAUGGCCAUAUGAAAGUGGAUGAACCCAAAACACCAUAUGAACGAGAUUUUCAUGAAGAGAAUGAUGAAAUGGAUGGUGGUGUAAAUCCAGAAGAACUGAGUAAAAGAAUUGAAGAAGGAGGAAGGCGAAGAAGUAGUUCAUUUCAAUCUGAAGAAGAAUCUGAAGAUGAAACUUUAGAAACUAAAGCUGCAAGAGAAGUGUUUGAAAAGAAAAGAAAAGAACAUUAUAAUGAAUUUCAGACUGCAAAAAUAUUGGCAAAACAAAUGAUGGAUGAUGAAGAAGAUGAAAAUGAUAAACCAAAUAACGAUGCUAUUUAAGUAUGCUAUAGUAUGAUUUAAAAUAAAUAAUUUUUAUUAUUUGUUUUUUAUUUGUUUGUUGUACAAUAUUGAGGAACAAACAUUUUGCAUAAUUUGCAAUUAGUUAAUAAAAACC